AUAAGAACCCCGGAUUCUUUGCCUUGAUGGAUUUAGAUGAUGAUGGGAGAUUGAAGAAUGUCUUUUGGGCAGAUCCACGCAGUAGGGCAGCUUAUCAAGAUUUUGGUGAUGUGGUAACAUUUGACACCACGUAUUUAACAAACAGAUACGGGAUGCCCUUUGCUCCCUUUGUUGGUGUAAACCAUCAUGGGCAGUCCAUUCUCUUGGGAGCAGGGUUAAUUUCCAGUGAGGACACAGAGACUUUUAUUUGGUUAUUUCGGACUUGGCUGCAGUGUAUGGAUGGUAUAGCCCCGCCAGCUAUUAUUACUGACCAAGACAGAGCAAUGAAAAAUGCUAUUGCCAUUGUAUUUCCGAAAACCCGACAUAGAUUUUGCCUUUGGCAUAUAUUAAAAAAAGUUCCCGAGAAGCUUGGCUCUCAUCGUGCCUACAAAAGUGGCCUGAAAACUCAACUGAUGAAAUGUGUGUAUGACACUCAAACUAUUGAAGAAUUUGAGAUAUCGUGGGAAGAGGUAAUUAAGACGUACAACUUGGAAGAAAAUGUUUGGUUGCAAAGUUUGUACGCUGAGCGCACACAUUGGGUACCAGUAUUUUUGAAGGAGUAUUUUUGGGCUGGCAUGAGUACAACACAACGGAACGAAAGCAUGAAUGCAUUUUUCGACGGAUAUGUUCAUGCGAAGACAAACUUGAAGGAGUUUGUCGACCAAUACGACAAUGCGUUGAGAAAGAAAAUCGAGAAUGAAAUCAGUUCGGACUUCCACUCAUUCAGCGUUACGAUACCAUGCAUCUCUAGAUCUCCAAUCGAGAAGAGAUUCCAAGAGUUGUACACGAAUGCAAAAUUCAGGGAAGUUCAGCAGCAAGUUAUGGGUGUACUCGAUAUGGAUCCUUCUCUACUUAGAAGGGAUGGUGUGAAGAAGACCUACUUGGUAGAAGAUGAAAUUUCUGUUGAGGAGUUCACGAAACAUGUUACAUAUUACGUGGACUUUAAUGAGGAAGAUUGCGAUGUAAAGUGUUCAUGUGGGUUGUUUCAAAUGAAGGGGAUACUGUGUAGGCAUGUCUUGGCCAUAUUCAAAUGCAACGGGAUAAAGUACUUGCCGGAUAGGUAUAUUUUAGAUCGAUGGAGGAAGGACAUCAAACGGAGAUAUACGUUAGUCCAGAGUACCUAUGACACAGGAAAUCAACGGGAAGAUACUAACAGAUAUUCAAGUCUGCUGAAUAUUUGUUAUCGGAUGAUUACUCAUGCAGCGGGUUCAAAAGAGCAUACUGAAGAUGCAACUAAGAAGUUAUAUGCAAUGAUUGAUUUAUAUCAUGGCAACCAAGAACCCCCGUCGAUGACCCAAACUCAGUCCAAUGUUGGUUUAACUACAAAUGACACACCUACCGUUGGAUCGCAGCAAGUACUCAGUCCACGAGUUGUGCGCGGAAAAGGUAGACCCCCAUCUCUGAGGAGAGCAUCCAGGAUGGAGCAAGAAAUGCGGAAGGUUAAAGCGAGGACGAAGAAAUCAACUGUAAAGAGAAAACGUAAAGAGCGAGAUGGAGGGGAUAUACAAUCUCAAAACACGUGUAGGAAUUUAUUUGGCCCAUCUAAGAUAGAUCUUGAUUCUGAAGGAAACGUGCAGACUAUUCCAGUCAACUCGGCUUUUGACAUUAGUGGAUUCCAAAAUAUGGUUGAGAGUCAAGAAAGUAUGCAACUUGGUUUGGACGGAUCACAACCUUUGCCCAAAUGAUAUGUUGCAAGUAUCGGUUCACAGCACAGCCAAGAUAACCAAAACUUCAUGAUUUCUAGGAUUCCAUAGCUGCCCCAAUAUAUUUUCCAUGUAUAUUUUUGGAAGAAUUCUUGGAUCUCUUGUAGUUUUUGUAAGUAUAUUGGUGGGAAGAAAGAAUGGAGGUCGUGGAACUUGUAAUUAUUUUGGUGGCAAGGAUAG
Messenger RNA from Juglans regia (Persian walnut), 1922 nucleotides. Its product is annotated as protein FAR1-RELATED SEQUENCE 5-like. The transcript is spliced from 5 exons. The coding region runs from base 27 to 1724 and encodes 565 amino acids. Gene Ontology annotation, molecular function: zinc ion binding. The record is from RefSeq and is a predicted model, not a curated record. NCBI's taxonomy places the organism in Eukaryota, Viridiplantae, Streptophyta, Magnoliopsida, Fagales, Juglandaceae.